CAUACACACACACGUACACACAGACACAUACAUAUAACAGUUAUAGAUAUAUAAGAAAAUUUGGAGAGAGAGUGAAAAUAUGGGAGAGUAAGAGAGGGAGAGAUAGAGAUAGAGUAGAAGCUUAGUGGCUUUUGUUAUUUAUGAAGUUGUGACACGAACGAAAUCCCCACGCCCUCGAGGGGGAACUACGUCAUUGCCACACUGUGCCUACCCACGACAAAUAAUAUUCACGUGGGGGUCGGCUGCCCAAUCAGGGCAGGGGCAUCAGGCUGGCGUGACGUACAUAAUCAGCAUACCUUAUAUGGAGAUCCUACCCCGACGCGCACGGCACCCCCUGUUCCCACCUCCACCGCCCGCACCCAGCGCGCACCGACUACUGCUAGGGACGGGAUUUGCCACCAAAGCUACUUUUUCUCUCCCACCUUACAAAACGACCGACUGAGCUCGCACGGAGGGUACCUGAGUACCAGAAUUUCUGAAAUCAUCGAAACAAGGCCAUGAAGGCCACUGAUCAGAAAGGGGUUAAAAAAAGAGAAAGGAUUUUUGCCAGAAGAGACUCUAAAGACACAGAUUCAAGAUAUGCUGAAAAGAUGUAUGGGCGACAUAGGGAAUACUUGGAUGCCAUGACGUCAUCACAGCCUACGAAUGCAUCAGAAUGGCAACUAUAUCGAGUUUUACAACGUGCAAACCUCUUACAAUAUUAUGAUACAUUUAUUGCUCAAGGAGGAGAUGAUGUUCAACAAUUGUGUGAAGCUGGAGAGGAAGAAUUUCUUGAGAUUAUGGCUCUGGUAGGCAUGGCAAGUAAACCUCUGCAUGUUAGACGUUUACAAAAAGCACUCCAAGAGUGGGUAGCAAAUCCAGCUGCAUUCCAAGGUCCAGUUGUUGGUUCAUCAAGUCCAGCUCCUGGAAGCAUCAGUGCCACUGUGAGGGAUCAAACUGCUGUUAAUACUUAUCCUACAUUGCAUUCCACACCUCCCAUUGUGAAUGCUCCUACAUGGAACCCUGCCACACAUCCGCCUCCUCGUAACAUCAGUCCUGCUAACACAGGUAGCUCAUCAGGUGCUUCACCCCAAGCCGACAUCAAAGUAGAGUUCACUGACCAAUCAUCUUGUAUGAUGUCAUUCCAGCCUGUUGACAUUAAUAUGAAACAACAUUCCUCUUCCUCCCCAUUACCCACACCAGUGCUGGUAGAAAGUCAGAUCAUAGCUAUUGCAGAGGCUGCUGCCAGAGUUGCUAAAGAUUCACCCGGAUUUGAACCUAAAGAAUUAAAUUUAAAAAAACAAAUAAACAGAGAAAUUCAGAUGGUAAUGAACAUGUCACCUGAAGAUCCAAACAGAAUGGAGGAAUUAAGAAAGUAUGCUGCAAUCUAUGGACGGUUUGACUCCAAAAGGAAAAAUGAUAAACCAAUGUCACUGCAUGAGAUCUCUGUAAAUGAAGCUGCCGCUCAGUUAUGCCAUCAUUUACCAGCACUGUUAACCCGGCGUGAAGAUUUAUUCCCAUUAGCAAGGCAGGUUGUUCGUGAGAGUGGUUAUCAGUAUUCCAAAGGUCACUCCAGUAAUUCCAAACAGCUGUGGGCAGUCGAAAGUCCGUCCAUCAACUGCAACAGAGCAUCAUCUGAUGGUUUAUCUAUAAAGCGAUCUAAGUUUGAUCCAGCUUUGACUCGACAGUUUGAAACAAAUUCAAAAUUUGUCAAUGCUGAACUAGAAAAACUUCAGCGAGAGGAACGAAUGACAGCAAUAAACAAUGAAAUGGUUAGCUUGAAGCAGAAACAAGAUGAAAUAAAAUCUCAGCUCGUAGCUGCCAAAGAUGCUGGUGAUGCUGUUUCACUGCAGAAGCUACAAGGAACUCGCGAUCUAAUUACAUCUCGACAGCUUCAUCUAAUGGCUGAGCAGAAUGAAAUAAUCAAAAAACAGCGCCGCUUUGAACGGUAUCAGAUGAAGAAUGCCCGCUGUAGCAACAAUGGCAAAGAAUACAAUGAUGAUGAAGCCACAGAUUCUUCCAACUUCCCGAGUGGUUGCUCCUCUCCACUUAACGACUCCCAGGAUGGAGAAAGUUAUUUUGAUUUUACCAAAAGUGACUUAUAUACUGCAACUCAGAAAAAUGCCAAGUUGGUGCAAGAGACCCUCUUUGACGAAGGUUUGCGUAUUGCACAACAGUACGGCAUGGCUGAUUUUGCAGAGCAGCUAAAAGAACUGCAACAGCAAAAACCUAAAAGUAACAUUACAGGAUAUAAAAAAUCCAUCAACAGAAAUAUGAAUGGAAACUGUAGUCAUAAAACUGUGAUCAAUGAAGCAGAUGAUGAUGUAAUUGAAGACGAAGAUGAAGAUGUGGUGAUAGAUGAGUACAAUGAUAAUAACAACAACAAUAGUUGUAACAGCACUAGUAAUAACAACAACAACAACAAUAGCAUCAACAUCAACAAUAACAACAACAGCAGCAGAAACCAUUCAUCUAGUGAAGAGUUGGAAAAUACAAAUAAUGAAAUACUUCCAAGAAAGAAUGGAAUUGAAGAGAAUGACAGUGUGAAGACUAACCUAGUUAAAAAUAACAUGAUGGUGGGUUAUUACGCAGCACUGGAGAGUAAGGACAGUUUCAAAGAAGAUAAACAUGAUCUAAGGGAAGAAUCUAUGGCAAAUGAUAUGCUAAUAAGAGACAGAAGAAUCAAAGACGGCAAAAAAUAUUGGAGUGGGCCCUUUGGGCAUAGUCUUAUCCCAAACGGUGAGAAUGGCAACCAACAAAUGGAUGGUUAGCAGGAAUCUCACAGAGUAAACGCAGAUUUUUAAGACUUCCAAAGAUUUGUGUUACAGAAAAGAACAAUUUAUUAUCAACAUAGCAUCGACAAUGCAAGCUGUGAUAACGCAGGUGAAGAAGCCCCCCACCCCACCCCACAAACCAUCAUCACCCCCCCCCACCCACUCUCCACCCUAAGCUCCCCCACACCCCGCUCCUCCAAACCCCUAAAUAACAAGCAAGGAAGGUUCAGUGCAUGUAGGAAAGUGAAGCAUGCAUUAGGACAUGCAGUGUGACAAAGAACAAAGAACACAAAAAAAAAAAAAAAGCAUGUUAUCGUUGUCGACAUGCUGGGGCCUGUCCAUUGCCUGCUCCUUGGACCAAUCUUGUACAAUACAAAAUAAUAAUAAUAAUAAUAAUAAUAAUAAUAAUAAUAAUAAUAAAAAAAAAAAAAAGCUGACUGUUGUGGGUGAAAGAGAAUGGGAAAAAAAAAAACUCUAAACAAAACAAAACAAAAACAAAAAAUAUUUGGUCUAUGUAUGUGCAAUGCUUGUAUGAUAUAUUUUUAACAGGAGAUAAUAUAUUUACUACAUAAUUUCAUAUUUAUUUUUUGGGAAGGCAUGCAGAUGUUGUGUGAAUUCCUAUUUAGUAAGAUGGCAUGACGGCCCAAUCUUAAGAGAUGAGAGCAAAGUAGAUAAUUGUUUGGUGAUAAAGCAAAGAAAUAUAUUUAAAACACACACACACA
Molecule: messenger RNA, 3475 nt
Organism: Octopus sinensis (East Asian common octopus)
Lineage: Eukaryota; Metazoa; Mollusca; Cephalopoda; Octopoda; Octopodidae
Product: NGFI-A-binding protein 1
Exons: 13
Coding region: 498-2750 (750 amino acids)
Biological process (GO): negative regulation of DNA-templated transcription
Cellular component (GO): nucleus
Molecular function (GO): transcription coregulator activity; transcription factor binding
Source: RefSeq, a predicted model, not a curated record